This is a messenger RNA of Staurois parvus, 114 nucleotides long. NCBI's taxonomy places the organism in Eukaryota, Metazoa, Chordata, Amphibia, Anura, Ranidae. The record is from the annotation of a GenBank genome assembly.
CAUUGGGGGGAUAUCUGUACCGUUCUGACAUUUGGGGGAUAUCUGUACCGUCCUGACAUUUGGGCCUUUAGACAUUUAGAUUGGCUGUCAUUUGUGAACUCUAUAACUUUCCUA